Rotaria socialis is the source of this 4533-nucleotide messenger RNA. The record is from the annotation of a GenBank genome assembly. NCBI's taxonomy places the organism in Eukaryota, Metazoa, Rotifera, Eurotatoria, Philodinida, Philodinidae.
AUGGCUAAACAAAUACAAAAUAAUCGUGAACGCAAUCCAACGCCGUUGCCGUUGCUCAUUGCUGCACAUUGCUCAACAAUACGUCGAAAAACAGCACGUAUUGAUAAAAGUGAAUUAUCAGCAAUAUUAAAUGAUCUAGUUCGUGAAUUACACACCAGCAGAUUACCCCUAAAAUCAUACUUGAAUUGUUUAAAUGAAAUCGUUAAAACACUCAAUUCACAUUUUCCUUCAACAUUACUUGAAUUAGCUUCUCAUUACUUUUUUAUUCUCAUUCGUAGUACAAUACGAACUAUUUUACAGCAACUACACUCGUCCAAUGAAUUAAAUGCUGAAGAAAUUUAUCUUCUACGUAAUUGUACUCUUUUACUUCAUCAUGCAGUGAAAGAAAUCGAUAAUGUUUCAAAAGUUGUACAUUGGUUCAGUGAUACAGCAUUUCUUGAUGCUGUCGCAAAUUGUCUAAAUCAUAUUAAUAAAAUUUCCAAAGCAAAUGAAAGUCGACUUUUCAUUAAACAGAUAGCACGUCUAUUAGGUGUCAUAUCUAAUGUUCAAGAACGUUUACCAAUGCAACUGCAUAAUAAUUUAUUUGCACAAUUACUUGAACCAACGAUCAAUUGUUUAACAUCAUCAGAUUAUCUUAAAUUAUUUCUUAAUUUAAAAGCAAACGAAGGCUCAUGUUCUGAAAAGCAAAAGUUUUAUCUUAUUAAAUGUCCAUAUUUUCUUACGACAUACAAUGGACCACAUAUCGAAAAAGCUAUUGAACGUAUUUUAGAAGUUAUGUUACCACGUUAUGUUUCAAUACUCGAUAAACAUAUGAAAACAAUUAAAGAAUGGAAUCAUUCAAUGAUGCGUGCUAUACACAAUCUUAUUAUCACUAUAGUUUAUGCCGAAGGGUUUUUCUCAUCUCAUACAAGUAGUAAAUCAUUUCGAUUACUUGUUAAUCAUCUUUUACAUCUUCUCAAUGAGCCUACACUAAUUAAUAAAAUACAAUCAAAUUCAAACAGUGUAGAAACAUUAUUAAUCGAUGCAGCAUUAGUCGCCUUUAGCAUACUAGUUUAUGAACCCAAUGCAUUAGAUUAUAUUAAAGCGCUUAAACCGAUAGGAAUAUUUAAAAAAUUAACCAAAAAUCCUCAUGAAACAAUUGUUCUAAAUGCUUAUAUGAUGCUUGCAUAUGUCAUAGAUGAAAAAACUAUUCAAGCAUCCGUCGAGGAUCUAUCUCAAUUACUUUUUACUACGCUCAAAUUGUUAGGAAAUGCAAUUGAAAAUCGACACGAAAAAAAUGCCGAUGCACAUUCAAGCCGAGAAACUAUUGAUCGAAAUAUAAUACAGCUUAUUGAAACAUUGAAAGGUUUAGCUCAAUAUCAACAAAUCAAAAAUCAAAUAUUAAAAAAGGGGCUGAUAUCAAGUUUAGUUGCUUACUAUGAAAAAUCACAUGGAUUACCAAAACAAUUAUUACUUGAAUGCAUUUGGACAUUAUCGUUCAAUGAACAGAUAGCUCAACAAUUACGUACUAAUUCAAAAUUUAUUGUUUCAUUAGAAAAUAUAGCGAAACUUACUAAUGAUGAUACUCAACAAGAUGCAAUUCGUCAUUCAAAUAGUUAUUGUAGCCGUCAAAAUGGUACUGUUGUAGCAUCGAGUGAAGGAACACAUAGUGGAAUACAAAAAGUAACCGAUGGACUUCUUUGGAAACUUGUUAAGGAAAACACAUGUCGAGAACAAUUCCAAAAGCAAAUAAAGCAAAAUCAAAAUUAUGAAUAUGAUCUAAUGAUAUCAUAUUGUCAUGCUGACAAAGACAUUGUCCAUAAGAUUCAAAAAUUUCUUACUAAUGAAGGUUAUAAUAUUUGGAUAAAUCGUAGUCACAAACAUAGACAAGCCAUGGAAGUUGUUGCAGACGCAAUAGAAAAUUCAGAAUUUGUCAUUAUUUGCAUGUCUGAUUCAUAUAAACGCGAUAAUCAUUGUCAAGCAGAAAUUGAAUAUGCAUUUAACUCUAAACGAUCGUUGAUUCCAUUGUUUCUACGUCAAGGCUACAAACCCGAUCAAUGGUCUGCUUCUAUGAUCAGCACUAAUAGCUACAUUGAUUUUGCCGGAUCUGAUUUUAAAACAGCAUCUUCAUUGUUGUUGGAAGAAAUUAGACAACGAAAAUGUAAAAAACAAAUAGAAGAAGCAAAAUCGCCAGAAUUUACAUCAACAAGUAAUCUGAAUGAUACGUCUAUUUCUUCAACUGUUUCUGAUACGAAUAGCGUACCUGCUGUAUCGUCAACUUCUACUGCAUCUACUAAUUCUGUACUAUUUUCUCUUCCGACCGCCGAUUUUGAGGCACAACCAAUAGUACCGCUGCCUUCGACACCAAGACCACAAGUAUCCGAUACUACCUUAUCUACAACGUCUGCUGUUGUUGAUAAACAACAAAAAGGAUCUGCAUGGUCGACUUCACAGCCAUCAAUAAAUACUUCAAUCUCUCAUGUAAUAUCUGAUGGUAUUACUGAGCAACAGGAAUCACACAUACAUUAUGUUUCCAGACCAUAUAGAUUUGGUGGUAUACCCUCAAAUAAACCAACUAUUGAUAUGCAUCAACAACAAUCACAAAUACCGCCUAUUUCAGUAUCAGCAGUGUCUAAUGACACUGAUCAGGAGCAACAACAACAACAACAACAACAACAACAAAAGUCAAUUAUUUCAACUUCCGCAAUACUGACACCCACUGACGUUGAUACUUCUACCAUGUCUCCAUUCAUCAAUAAAAAAAAUCAAUAUCAUCAAAUACUGAUACGCCCUGUUGUACUGCCACCAAUGGUUAAUGUCAUUUCUUCUGUUGCAUCUACUGCCACCGAUAAGCAACAAAAUUAUCAACAACAACAACAGCCACCGAUGUAUCCUGUUUCAAAACCAAUAGCGACUAACAAUACUACAUUUGCCAACACUCACUUUAUCGGCCCACAACAAGUGCAAAUGUCAAAAAGGUCUGUUUCACAAUCACCAGUACCUGGCGCUAGUUAUUCUACUGCACCUACAAAUUUUAAUACACAACAGCAAAAACCAAUAGUACCUUCUGUUUUAACAUCGUUGCCACCUAGUACUGUGUCCAUUGACGCAUCUAACAAUGUAGAUUACAAUUGGCAGCAAGCACUCGUACCAACCCAACAUCAAACAUCGACUAUUAAUGCAGUAUCCUCUGGCACAUCUACACUUAUGAGCCAGCAACAACAACCAAUAUAUGGUGUUAUAGGACCGCCAACGAAUGGUGUUGACCUAGCCGGCACACAAGCCGUUAUUGAUAAGAACCAACAAGAAUCAAAGUUAAUGCUUCUUGAUUCCCCAUCUUCAUCAUCUAGUUCUAUGUCCCCCGAUGAAUUUACCAAUGAUGAGAAACAAUCGUCACGACACGUCAUAGUAUUUUCAAUGCCACGGCCACCGAUAGCGACUAAGACUUCACCUUCUUCUACAUCUACUAUUGCCCCUCAACAGCAAACAUCAAUAUAUCCUCUUUCUCAAUCACUAACAAAUAAUAGCCUUUCUCCUGCUUCACCCAUUUCCAUAGAUAAGUAUCAACAACAAAUACCAAUGCGUUCUAUUCCGCAACCGCAAACAUUUGGAUUUUUACCGUUGGGUACGCCUGUUGCCAAUGAUAGGCAACCACAAAUAGCAUCCUUACAUCCUAAUUCACAAUCAUUAACAAAUAAUAUAGUCACAUCACCCUUAUCCAUCGUCGUUGAUAAGCAACAACAGAAAUCAUUGAAUUCAGCUUCGCAAGCACCGCCGUCUACAUCUUCUCCAGCAAUACCUGUUGUCAUAGAAAAACAACAACAACAACAAACAUUGUCAUUCUCUAAUUCAUAUUCAACCACACUUGCAUCUUUGCCCGUUACAUCUUCCAUAUAUCCAAUGCUAUCCACAUCUUCACAGACAACUCCACGGGUAACACCAAGCUUACCCGAAGUAUACACAAAUCGCAAAAUUGGUGUCUCAACGUAUCAUGAUAUUCCGAUUAAUGCAUGGAUAAGAAAUGAUGUACUUGAUUUUCUAUUUGAUUCAAGUCUUUAUGCAAUGAUGCCACUGUGCGAAUCGAUGUCAGGUAAAGCUUUACUACGAUUUUUUAGAAUGUGCCAGGAAAAGCCUAGUCGCCUUUACGGUCAAUUAAACGAAGAAUUACGUGUUCGCUUCAACGGCAUAACUUUACCGAUGGGUGUUUAUACAGAAUUUCUCACAGAAAUGGAUAAUUUACUGAAUCCUGAAUCUGAAACAACUUUGCAAGCAUCUUCUUCAACGCAACCCAUGGUGGAACAUGUCAUGCUCCGAUCACGCGCUCAACAACAACAGCAACCGAUACAAAUGCCAGCAAGCUCUAGAUUCUCUACAUAUUCAACAGCCUCACAAGGCCGAUCGAGAUCUGUUAUACCAUUGCAAACAAUCGAAGAAACAAGAACUACCGAUGAAAAGCGUUUUUCUGAACGAGCCAUUUUUCGUCCACCAUUAUCAUCUGGACGACCAUAUAGCUUGAUUGUUGAAUCAUUGGAUAAAAUAAGUACAUUUCUAUAA